UUUUUUUAAAAACUAUUUUCAUGUUGCCCAGAGUUUUCACGGCAAUCUUUUUCGCUAGUAAAAAGGCACAAAACAAUUUCUGCUGCAACUUGAUCGGCUCCCUUUAUAAGACGCUGAACCAAUGAGUCGCAGGAAGACUCUCUCUCUCCCUCUCUCUCUCUUCGCGAUCAAUUUUUCUGCAAUUCAGUUCAAGAAUCAAAAGCAAAACUUCAUUCCCAAUGUUCUGUAAGUUGUUCUCAAUCUAUCCAUUAAUGUAUAUUUUCCUAUUUUCUUUUCAUUGACAUUCAAUUCAAUCUGUAAGUCUCUCUUCCCAUUCUCUACCUCUCACACUUGGACGGUUUGGAUCGUUCUCUGUAAUGGGUUGUACUGUGAGAGAAAAGCAUAUCAGAACCAAUAGAAGGCGACCCCGAUCCACGAAACCGGAUCUCGAUCACACUAAUCCUUUGGGCCCAGCAUCGAUCUCUAAAUCAAUACUCGAAUCGGGUAUCAAACCAUUGCAUUACCAUCUGGCUAUGAACAAUCCCUCACAAAGCCCUAGCCAUAAUCCUAGUUUUGAUGAUAGUGGUUGGGGUUACUGUACUGAAGAACAAUUAGAGGAAAUACUAUUAAAGAACUUAGAGUUCUUAUACAGUGAAGCUAUCUCGAAGCUUGUGGCUUUGGGCUAUGAUGAAGGUGUUGCUCUGAAAGCAGUACUUCGGAACGGCCAUUGUUAUGGGGGCAUGGAUGUAUUAUCAAACAUAUUGCAUAACACCUUAGCUUAUUUGAAUGGUAGCUGUGGGGGUAGUAAUGUGAACUUGGAGGAAUCUGAGCCUCUGCUUACAGAUUUGAGGCAGCUGGAGGAGUACUCGCUAGCAGGUAUGGUGUGUUUGUUACAACGGUUGCGCCCGCAUUUGAGUAAAGGCGAUGCCAUGUGGUGUCUCCUCAUGUGUGAUCUUCAUGUAGGUCGUGCUAGCGCUAUGGAAAUUCCAGUUCUUCAUUCGCAGGCAAGCAAUGGGUGUGGUUCAGCACCUGGUAAUGUUGAGAGCGUUAACAAUAAUUUGGAGGGUGUCACUCCGGCUCUUUGUAAGUUUCAUGGUGGUUGGGGAUUUGGAAAUGAUGGUUCUGAAUUUCUGGUUAAUGGGUUCUAUUCAGAUGGACCGAGUAUGACUUUGCAGAGAGAUAUUGAAUGCCCGAAGAGGUUUAACCUUACACCUUCAAUGAAGUCUUUGUUGAAGCGGAAUGUUGCAAUUUUUGCUGCAGGGUUCCGAGCAAACUCAAAACAGAUGCUGAUGCAAUCACAGGCCUGCCCCAGCUCUUUGUCGAGUGGGGAUUCCUCAAUGGGGUUUGUGUCAGGGGCUACAGUGCCAGUUGAGCAGUGUGAGGAGUCUAGGAAUGCAAAGAACCAAGAUAUGGUUAGCUCGGUGUUGAGUAAAUUUCAUGAUUUGAAUAUCGAUGAUAAUCUGGAGCGUGUGGCAGAAGAUCAGAAGGAUGAGAUGCUUCUAAAUUUGAUCCAUCAAAUUAAGGAACUUGAAAAGCAGGUAAAGGAGCGGAAAGAGUGGGCCCAUCAGAAGGCAAUGCAAGCUGCUAGGAAGCUUAGUAAUGACCUAAUGGAGCUUAAGAUGCUGAGAAUGGAGAGAGAGGAGACACAACAGCUAAAGAAAGGGAAGCAAACUCUUGAGGACUCAACAAUGAAGAGGCUUUCAGAUAUGGAAAACGCUCUAAGGAAGGCAAGCAGUCAAGUAGACCGUGCAAAUGCAGCUGUGAGAAGACUUGAGAAUGAGAAUGCAGAAAUUAAAGCAGAGAUGGAGGCUUCCAAGUUAAGUGCGUCCGAAUCAGUUACAACCUGUUUGGAAGUUGCCAAGAGGGAGAAAAAAUGUCUGAAGAGGCUUUUGGCUUGGGAGAAACAGAAAACAAAGCUGCAGGAGGAGAUUUCAGAGGAGAAGCGGAAGAUUUCUGAAUUGCAACAGCAGUUGGUCCAGAUUGAGCAGGCUCAGAAACAAGCUGAGGUAAAGUUCAGGCAGGAGCUGAAAGCUAAAGAGCUAGCCCUAGCACAAGUGGAGGAAGAACAACAGUCCAAGGAAGCUGCUGAGGCUAGUAACAAAAGAAAGCACGAGGCUCUGCGCCUAAAGAUUGAGAUAGACUUCCAACGCCACAAGGAUGAUCUCCAGAGACUUGAGCAGGAACUUUCCCAUCUCAAAGCAUCUGCUAAAUCCACCCAACGUUGUGGUCCUCAUCAUUCAUCCAAUACUGUAACAUCUGGAAACUCUGAUGAAGCGACACUCCAGGCAGAAACAAUUGCGAAGCUGCUUCACGAAUUAGAUAAACUGGAGGAUUCGUCGGACAAAGAAGUAUACUCUGAUAGGGAAUGCUUGAUCUGUAUGAAGGAUGAAGUUUCUGUUGUGUUCUUGCCGUGUGCCCACCAAGUUGUGUGCGCCAAUUGUAGCGAGAAGUAUGGGAAGAAGGGAGCGGCUGCUACUUGUCCAUGCUGCCAGGUUCCAAUUGAACAGAGAAUUCGUGUUUUUGGUGCAAGUUCAUAAGAGUGCUUUUUGGGUGAGAAACACCAUGGUUACGUCAUUAGAGACAUGUUUUUGGCAUAGUAUACCAAUAACUGGCUUUGGUAGUCCAUUGCGGUGGAUAUACCUAUAACUAGUUGUGUGUAAAUAAAAGGGCUGCACACUGAGUAUACCAAUAACUGGCUUUGGUAGUCCAUUGCGGUGGAUAUACCUAUAACUAGUUGUGUGUAAAUAAAAGGGCUGCACACUGGUUUUGUUUGUUGCCAUUUAGCUUUGCAAAAGCAGGAAUAGAGUUGAUUGUUGUGUGGCUUUUAGAGUGAUGAUUUGAAGUGUAAUAGCAAUUUGCAAGUUGGCAGACUGGUUGAGAUCAUGACCAAAAAUAUGCAAAAUUUUCCUUCAUGUUCAUAAUUCAUAUUAAUAUAUUUUUGCAUUUAUUUUU
Molecule: messenger RNA, 2931 nt
Organism: Malania oleifera
Lineage: Eukaryota; Viridiplantae; Streptophyta; Magnoliopsida; Santalales; Ximeniaceae
Product: MND1-interacting protein 1-like
Exons: 2
Coding region: 357-2516 (719 amino acids)
Source: RefSeq, a predicted model, not a curated record